UCACCUCGACCUCCAUUGCCAAGCUCUCACUCUCCCACUAAAAACCACUUAAAACCUUCCUCGUUGCCUGUAAAUUAUAGAGAGAGUUUCUUCCGGUUGUGGCAGGAUCGACGCAUAAUGAGUGCGCGAACCGGUUCGCACCAGCUGAGCAACGGCCUGAUCGUGUCAGGUCGGCCGGAGCAGCAGCAGAAGGAGCGGCAGCCUACGAUAGGUUCUCGCGCCAUUCCGUACACCGGAGGCGAUGUUAAGGACUCCGGCGAGCUAGGGAAGAUGUACGGAAUCGAAAUUUCCGCCGGAGAGCACCACCACCAACCUCCAGUCGUUACUCCCAAGCCGCCGUCCCGGCCGCCGUCGGCUUCUCAGCUCAAUAGCGGAUCCGCCAGAUCCGGCCCCAAUUCCGGCUCGAUAGGCACGAAGAACGUCAACUCUGGUUCAAUGAGCAAAAAAUCGUCGUCGUCGUCAUUCUCCGGGCCGAUGACGCCGAUUCAGCCGACCGGACUGAUCACCUCCGGUCCGCUGGGGUCGUCGAACUCGAACCGGCGGUCGGGGCAGCUGGACGCGCCGUUAGCGCCGAGCUCGUUCAACAAGUCUGCGUACGGCUCCGCCGUCACGAGCCUAGGGGAGGAUGUGAAGUUAGGUUUUAGGGUUUCUCGAGUUGCAAUGUGGGUGUUUCUGAUAGUGGUGGUGAUGGGGCUGGUUGUGGGGGCGUUUCUCAUGGCCGCCGUGAAGAAGCCGGUUGUUCUGGUGGCGGUGGCGGCGGUGCUUUUCCCCGCCGCCGUGAUCGUGAUAUGGAAUUGCGCUUACAAAACGCGCGGAGUGAUCGGAUUUCUCAAGAGCUAUCCCGACGCCGAGCUCAGGGGCGCCGUUGAUGGACAGUAUGUCAAGGUUACAGGGGUUGUCACCUGUGGCAGCAUAGCUCUCGAAACCUCUUUCCAAAGGGUACCGCGAUGCGUGUAUGUCUCAUCUGAAUUAUACGAAUACAGAGGCUGUGGCGGAAAACCCGCAAACGCCAAGCAUCGGAUCUUCUCUUGGGGAUGUAGACAUUCAGAGAAGUAUGUAGCGGACUUUUAUAUCUCAGAUUUCCAGUCCGGUUUGAGAGCUCUAGUAAAAGCAGGAUACGGUGCCAAAGUUUCACCUUUUGUUAAACCUACUGUAGUGGUCGAUGUCACCAAGGAUAACAAAGAGCUGUCUCCCAAUUUCCUACACUGGCUUUCUGACCGCAGUUUGUCAAGCGAUGAUCGGGUCAUGCGCCUCAAAGAGGGUUAUAUCAAAGAAGGAACCACUGUGAGUGUAAUGGGGAUGGUUCAGCGCCACGAUAAUGUCCUGAUGAUUGUUCCGCCAAGCCAGCCCAUCUCAACAGGUUGCCGCUGGCCCUGUUGUCUUCUUCCAACAUACAUCGAAGGUGUUGUUUUGACAAGCGACGAAGGUCAAAAUGGUGACGCAAUUCCUGUGUAGAUAACGUCGCAGCAACCUUGUUCUUAUCGUCGAUUUCCAAGACAGAGUAGGGAGUGGAAUAUAUGAGGUGGAAGAAUUAUCCAGCCCAAUCCACUCCAAACUCUUCUAAUGAAGAACAUGAUCGCGAUCGAUUGAAUCGAUCUCCGAGGUACAUUGCCGAAUGGGGAAAAGGAUGCCCCCAUAAGCAAUGUUCUGCUGCUGUUGAUCAGAUUUUAUUUAUGUCAUCAUUGUACAGAAAGUUGUCCAGUUGUCCUAAGGCCUUAACAAUCUACAUGCCUUCCUAAGUGAAAUCAAUGUAACUUUGUCCAGCC
Andrographis paniculata is the source of this 1766-nucleotide messenger RNA. RefSeq lists its product as uncharacterized. The transcript has 4 exons. Bases 118 to 1455 code for a protein of 445 amino acids. The record is from RefSeq and is a predicted model, not a curated record. NCBI's taxonomy places the organism in Eukaryota, Viridiplantae, Streptophyta, Magnoliopsida, Lamiales, Acanthaceae.